Tachysurus vachellii is the source of this 7594-nucleotide messenger RNA. RefSeq names its product dishevelled associated activator of morphogenesis 2 (gene daam2). The transcript has 26 exons. The record is from RefSeq and is a predicted model, not a curated record. The coding region runs from base 334 to 3570 and encodes 1078 amino acids. Gene Ontology annotation, biological process: regulation of non-canonical Wnt signaling pathway; positive regulation of canonical Wnt signaling pathway; actin cytoskeleton organization. Lineage: Eukaryota; Metazoa; Chordata; Actinopteri; Siluriformes; Bagridae. Gene Ontology annotation, molecular function: actin binding; small GTPase binding.
CGCCUUUAAGAGAGGUGGGUGUGUACAGGAGCUGCUCCGGCUUUACUCUGCUGAUCACAGCGCACUCAAGUCACUCAGUCACUCAGUCAGUCACAGGGCUCGGACCUGGAGACAUCGGACACAACAAACACACACACACACACACACACACACACACAGUGCGAGCUGAAACGGUGACAGAGCGCUCUAUCUGCUGCUGGCUUGAACCCUUUGGCUGUGACACCGUAAAACGGAUUACAUUUAAGCAACGCGGCUCUUCUCUGAGAUGAAGCUGGAUGACCAUGCAGACUAGAUAGCAGACUUGGCUUGUUUGGCCCAUCCAGCGCGGAGAGGAUGCCUCCCCGGAAGCGCACGCGGCCCGGCCUGGGCCUUCUGUGCUGCUUUGUCAGCAGCGAACCCCCAGAGAUUAACCUGAAGGACAGUGUUCCCUUGCAGCUGCUCGAGUUCAGCGCCCCCAUGCCCUUGGAGGAGGAACUGAACGCCCGCUUUUCUGAACUGGUGGAUGAACUGGAUCUCACCGACAAAAACAGAGAGGCCAUGUUUGCCCUGCCUGCUGAGAAGAAAUGGCAGAUCUACUGCAGCAAGAAGAAGGAGCAAGAGGAUCCCAACAAGCUCGCUACCAGCUGGCCUGACUACUACAUAGACCGCAUCAACUCCAUGGCUGCUAUGCAGACCCUUUUUGCAUUUGACGAGGAGGAGAUGGAGAUGAGGAAUAAAGUGGUUGAAGAUCUGAAAACUGCACUUCGUACUCAACCCAUGAGGUUUGUGACUCGCUUCAUCGAACUGGACGGUCUCACGUGUCUGCUGAACUUCCUGAAGAGCAUGGACUUCGAGACGUCAGAGAGCCGCAUCCACACUUCCAUCAUCGGCUGCAUCAAAGCGCUGAUGAACAACUCGCAGGGCCGAGCGCAUGUGCUGGCCCACCCGCAGAGCAUCGACACCAUCUCCCAGAGCCUGCGGCAGGACAACAUCAAGACCAAGGUGGCUGUGCUGGAGAUCCUGGGUGCUCUGUGCCUGGUACCUGACGGCCAUAAGAAGGUGUUGCAGGCUAUGGCGCACUAUCAGAAGUACGCUGCUGAGAGGACACGCUUUCAGACUCUUCUACACGAGCUGGACAGGAGCACCGGUCGCUACAGGGACGAGGUCAACCUGAAGACCGCCAUCAUGUCCUUCAUCAAUGCUGUACUAAAUGCAGGACCUGGAGAGGACAACCUUGAGUUCCGUCUUCACCUCAGGUACGAGUUCUUAAUGUUGGGGAUCCAGCCAGUCAUCGACAAGCUUCGAGGUCAUGAAAACGCAACUCUUGACAGACAUUUGGACUUUUUCGAGAUGGUGCGGAAUGAAGAUGACUGUGAACUAGCCAAACGCUUCGACAUAACACACGUGGAUACGAAAAGCGCCGGCCAGAUGUUUGAGCUGAUUAAGAAGAAGCUGAGCCACACAGAAGCCUAUCCUCAUCUUCUAUCAAUUCUCCAUCACUGCCUGCAGAUGCCAUAUAAACGUGGAGCAAGCAGUGUACAGCAGUGGCAGCUCUUAGACCGAAUCCUUCAACAGAUUGUUUUGCAAGAUGACAAAGGGGAAGACCCAGACGUUUCUCCUUUGGACAAUUUCAACGUCAGGAACAUAAUUAGAAUGCUCGUGAAUGAGAACGAGGUGAAACAAUGGCGAGACCAGGCCGAGAAAUUCAGGAAAGAACAUGCAGAACUCAUGGCUCGACUUGAGAGGAAGGAGAGGGAGUGUGAGAUCAAAACACAAGAGAAAGAAGACAUGAUGAAAACUCUGAACAAGAUGAAGGACAAGCUACAGAGAGAAGGAGUAGAACUGCGCUCUGCCAGGGAACAAGUUUUAGAUCUGUCUUCUCGGAUUAAUGAUUUUUCUAAUGGAAGUACGGUGUCAUUCCCUCCACCUCCUCCUCCACCCGGAGGUCCGAUGCCUCCUCCUCCUCCUCCAAUGAUGACUGGUUUCCCUCCACCUCCUCCUCCACUCCCAUUCUGCCCAGCCCCUCCUCCACCACCACCUCCUCCAGGGGCGCCGCCUCCACCUCCUGGAGCUCCACCCAUUUUCUCCGGCGCACCAGUCCCACUAGCGCCCGCUACCUUCAGCAGCGGCACGAGUCUGCGCAACAAAAGCAUCCCACAGCCAUCACACCCACUCAAGUCUUUUAACUGGGCCAAGCUGGGCGAGAACAAGAUCACGGGUACCAUCUGGCACGACAUCGAUGACCUGCGGGCAUUCAAAGUCCUUGACCUGAAAGAUAUCGAGAAAAUGUUUUCGGCUUAUCAGAGGCAACAAGAGCUGCUCACUAACCAAUCCUUCAAACAGAAGGAGACCGGCUCCAUGGAUGACUUGUAUCUAAGCACAAGGAAAGUGAAGGAGCUGUCUGUCAUCGACGGGCGGCGUGCACAGAACUGUGUUAUCUUACUCUCAAAGUUGAAAAUGAGCAAUGAGGAGAUCAAGAGAGCCAUUCUGGAAAUGGACGAGAGAGAGGAGCUGGCUAAAGAUAUGCUAGAACAGCUGUUAAAAUUUGUUCCUGAAAAGAGCGACACUGACCUUCUGGAGGAACACAAGCAUGAGCUGGACCGCAUGGCCCGUGCCGACCGCUUCCUGUACGACAUGAGCAGGAUUGAUCACUACCAGCAGAGGCUCCAGUCCCUGUUCUUUAAAAAGAAGUUUGCAGAACGACUUGCAGAGACCAAGCCGAAGGUGGACGCUAUUGUCUGUGCAUCCCGUGAGGUGAUGAGGAGUAAACGUCUGACUCAGAUUUUGGAGGUGGUCCUGGCCUUUGGGAACUUCCUGAAUAAAGGCCAAAGAGGGAAUGCCUAUGGCUUUAAAGUGUCUAGCCUGAACAAGAUUGUGGACACCAAGUCAAGCAUAGACAGAAACAUCACCAUGUUGCACUACCUGAUCAUGAUUUUUGAGAAAAACUAUCCAGACACCCUCAACGUCCAGCAAGAUUUGCUCAGUGUACCAGAGGCAGCAAAAGUCAAUCUGGCUGAACUGGAGAAGGAAGUCUACAGUAUAAAGAGUGGACUGAAGGCUCUGGAAGCAGAGCUGCAGUAUCAGCAGAGCCGGCCACGCGAUCGAGGGGACAAGUUCAUCCCUGUGGUCAGUGACUUUAUCACGGUGGCUAGUUUCAGCUUCUCUGAGCUGGAAGAUUUGCUGAACGAGGCAAAGGACAAGUUUGCCAAGUCACUGAAGCACUUUGGAGAGGAACAGGUGAACAUGCAGCCUGAUGAGUUCUUCGGGAUCUUCGACAUCUUCCUGCAGUCGUUCAACGAGGCUCGGCAAGACCUGGAGAACAUGCAGCGUCGCAAGGAGGAGGAAGAGAAGCGAGCACGCAUGGAGGCCAUGCUGAAAGACCAGAGGGAGAGAGAAAGGAGGGCGAAGAAGAGCGCAGGAGUGGGCGUGUCGGAGGAAGUGGGCGAGUUCGAUGACCUGGUGUCCGCUCUUCGCUCAGGAGAAGUGUUUGAUAAGGACCUGUCGAAGCUCAAACGCAAUCGCAAGCGGUCCGUCAACCAGCUUGUGGAAAGCGGUGUCCGCGAAAGACCCAUCACCAAGGUCAACUAUUGACAUUGACUUCUGGACAACUUUAAUUCACUGACUUGUAUACUGUAUGUGAAGGAAAAAAAAUCCUAACUGCCAUCUGCCUACCUAUUCAACCAAACGUCCUAACCCGUGAUGGCUCGCAUCCUAAAGGCAGACAGAUUCCUAGAGUUCUCGGGGUGUCUGUAAUUCUUACAGCACUGUGCUCAAUAAAUAGGCUAACCUUGUUCUUAUCUUACAUCCUACAUAGUCUUCCUCCUCCCAUAGCCAAUGGUUCAUUUCUUCAAGCCAACUCAAAUUGUAACCACCAUGGAAUACCUGAGCACACAAGCUAUGGUCCAGGUCUUAAGAUCUCAGUACCAAGACAGCAGGUCAGUACCAUAACCUGGUACCAUAACUAAUAGAACUAGUUCUUUUUGGGGAAAAUUUGUACAGAACAUUGAGGCAUUCAUGCAGCCACUUCUCAAAAAAAAAAAAAAUAAAUGUUGAAAGACACUGCCAUUCACAUUAGGUGCUGAUACCCCAUGUGCCUCUCUCUCAACCUACUAUAUUACUAUAACUGUGGUGCUUUGACUAAGAAGACCAUUGGUGUAUAUGGGAACUAAAAAAGAGAGAGAGAGAGAGAGAGACAGAAAGAUACCCAUAUCUUAACGCAGUUAAGUAGUGGGUCCAAAUAAUUUUUUUUUUCCAAAAGUUUGACAACUUGGAGACAGCACAGACACAAGUGGUUAAAAAUGAAGGAGGUGAACCCUUUAAUGUUGGGAUGGCCAGCUUGGAAAAACAGGACACUGUGGUCUCAGUCAUGUUGGCUGUGAUACCCUUUUACCCAAGUGCCUCCCCGUUCCGACGGCAUUCCCAAGGAGGACAAUGGGGGACGAGUCGGAAUUGCUGAGAAAGCACAGCACUUCUAGGAAAAGAUACCGCCAGGAAUCGAAAUGCUCUGAGACGAGGACCAUGCUGUAGGCACGCCUCAUUGGCAAAUAAAAAGAUUUUCCAUGGAUUGUGGUGGCAUUACCUGGUGCCAAAGCAAAAAUCAGGAAAGUUAAUAUGUAGUAGACAACAACAAAUGCAAGUAGAACGGCAUUUAUAUAUUUAUUUAUACAAGGGGAAAAAAGAAACAAACAUUCUAGUUACGAAACCUUUUUUAAUUCUUAUUCAUACUUUCUAGUUUGUACUUCUAAUACUUUCAUUUGAUACGUAUUUCCUUCAUGUGUUUAAAAAAAGAAAAAAAAAAAAAAAAAAAAAAAAGAAAAAAGAUCAGUGAUCCAAAUCUGUGAUGCCCCAUCACUAGUGAAGCUUGUUAAACUAAAUCACCAAAGUAGUGCACUUCUUACAUUGUGACGACAAUUCAAAAGCUAACGAGGGUUCGUUCGGUUUAAAAAGGUUUACAGUGCAACUGCAAGAUUACCUGACUUCUUGGAAACCUUCUUGAACGGUCUUACUUUAAUGAGCUCAAGAUCUACGUGCAGCCCACUUUUUUCUUUUUUCAUCUAAUUUUUGCUUGUUUUUCAUGUUAUGUAUGUUAAGUGUUAUAGCCGUAAAGUUUGUGUGGGCAGUAUCGCGUUUUUGGAUGAAGAUGGCUCCCAGGAAUAAGAGGUAUAAAGAAUGGGGAAGUCUGGGCAAAAAAAAUUGUCAUAAAGGUUCCGGUCAAGUUCUUGAUGCUACAGCAAAAGAUUGAAACGUGAAAAUCAGUAGGAAAUUCUAUAUAAAGUAUGGGUUUUAUCUUUAUGGUACUUGUGCUAGUGGGAUGCAGAAUGGAAAAAAUAAACUUUAUGCCUAUCUGGUUGAAAGAAGCCCGAAUUGAAAGGUUGGGCUUUUAUCCUGUUUGUAGUUUGCACCUUUUGUGCACGGUUCUCCUAGCCGUGUGGGAGAACCGUAUUCAGAAGGUCAGGAGAUUGUGCGUCUUCUAAGAGAUUUGCCGGUAAUCUUUGUCUGGUUCAGGUCUGUGCUGUUGAACGUGCAUGGCUGUGCUGCUUGGUGCCAAAAGGACACUUAAGAUAUUUUCUCAUUAAGCCAAAAGGUGGACUUGGCACCCUUACAGUGAGGUUCUCAUUAUUCUUUUCAGAAGGACAGGUUUCCUCCUUAACUCUACACCAAAAGUACUACGUGUCUGGUCUAACUUAUCCAAGCUAAUCAACACUGCCUUAUUUAAUAAUUUCAUAUGAGCUAAUUACCUUAAGUUAAUUAGAUAAUUAACUGAGGGCUGGAGCACAUCUAACUCUCGAUUUAGUAUCAGUAUGUGCUAAUAAUUACCAACACAGGUUAAAGCUUAGGUUCGUGUGGUGUAAUGUAUUACAGUAACUCUGUUAACGGACCGCUUUUUUCUGAAGCUAGUACAAGGUCUGUUGCUCUUCUGAGCGGUUUUUACCCUCCUUUUCCUUCAACUCAGUGGUGAGAGGUCAUUUCUCCUUUAAAAUAACACUAUAAAAACACAGUAUGCCAAAUGGAAAAAGACACUUUUGACACUUUGGAAUGGCCCUCGCGUCGGAAAUAUGUAUUAAAAAAAAAAAUGACGAUAAUGAAGGCGAAGGAGAUUGUGCCAACUGAGAAUAGAUGUUUAUCAGUAAAGGAAAGAAAAAGCUGUCAGCUUUCAUUUUCAUCUUCAGUCCAAUGUCGUGUAGGUAUUCAAAACCAACAGUAUUACUAUUAUUAGUAUUUUAGUUUUGUUUCGUUUUGUAUGUAUAUUUGGUCAUUGACUGGCCGAACUCAACGGAAAGAAUAAUAAAUGUAGCUUGUUGCUUGAUGCACUUUUUAAAAGCCAGCCUUUUGCUACCCCCUCAAUAUUUACACACCCAUUUGGCUCACCAUUAUUUAAAUAAAAAAAAAAAAGCAAAGCACAGUGCAGCUUAAGGAAGGACAAACAAGAGUAAAACAGGGUUGCGUUUUGUAUGUUUUUGUAGCUAAGGAAAUCUCAACUAUUAUGAGUCCUACUAUUGAGUGGAGCUCUCUAUUGAGGCGAACUGAUUUGACCCUGAUAUUCGGUUACGUUCUCAACAGGAUACGCAGGGCCGUUUCUCCGCCCUUAAAAUACAUUUGGUUUGGGUUUCUUAACAGUCAUAAGGUGACGAAAAUAUAGGGAAUGUAGUUCUUUUAAAUUGAGCAUAACUCAAACAAAGAGCACCGAUUUCCAUCGCCUCUGUGCAUCACUCCAGUUUUUAAAAAAAAAUUUAAAAAUCCUUUUAUAUCUUUGUAUUGUUGCCUUUCACCUUUAUGCACUAGUUUAGGUAAAAAUUGGUUAUCUUUUGCUAUAGAAGAUGUAUAUUACGGGUAAGUAAUUACCCCAGGUAGGAAUUUCACCAGUUACGCGCCCUUGGUUUCGUCCAGCUGCAGGUUGUAUAUUGUGCAGAACAGCUAUUUUGAAAAGGAUGACUUAUGAACUUCACCUAAAAGAUGUAUAGUUCUAAAAAUGUUUGUAUGCCACUAUAGUUGAGAGUGGGGGGGGUUGAAAAAGAAAAAAUAUGUUGAGGAAUGUUCAUUUUUUUUUUUUGUUUUGUUUUUUUUUCCUGUAAAUUGAGUCUAUUUAUUUGCCUUAUUUAGUUUGCUAUAUUUUGUAUGUAUACACAACAUUACAGCAAAAAUGUUACAUGAGGAGUAUAAAUAUGAGUAACUAUACUGUGGUCUUCGUAUGUCAGAUUUUCGAGUAUAAAUAGCUUCCAAUUUUUUUUUUUUAAUGUUUUUGUUUUUGCUCGCCAUCAAUCCUUUUGUAGGGUAAAAUAAACCUGUUUCCCUUACGGCUCAUUCUUAUUCUCUUUGACACAUCCUGAACAAAGAUCAACACUGCCCUCUGGUUGUAAUGUGUUACACCACCGUCCUCUUCAGUAAAACACAAGCCUUAUCCCACUUAUCAAACUUGUUGUUCUUAUGUGAACUGGAAAUCCACUAGACACACACGAGUUGUAAUUCUAAACUGAAUGGAAAGCCUGUCAUGUCUGACUGAAUUGUAGAAACUUUUAUUAUUUACUGUUUAAUCUUGCCCAGGUUACAUUAAGCUAGUGCUGUGUUGCAGAGAUUACAAAAGAUCUCUUUACUUAAAAUAAAAGUCUUAACCUUU